Messenger RNA from Branchiostoma belcheri (Belcher's lancelet), 1603 nucleotides. RefSeq names its product 7-methylguanosine phosphate-specific 5'-nucleotidase A-like. The transcript has 4 exons. The record is from RefSeq and is a predicted model, not a curated record. The coding region runs from base 67 to 1071 and encodes 334 amino acids. Gene Ontology annotation, molecular function: magnesium ion binding; 5'-nucleotidase activity. Lineage: Eukaryota; Metazoa; Chordata; Leptocardii; Amphioxiformes; Branchiostomatidae. Gene Ontology annotation, cellular component: cytoplasm.
CUCUAGCGGAAGUAAGGCGUAUUGCAGCUAUCGAGUGGGCGGAACUGUGACUGUGGCUUGCACAAGAUGCAUAUGUGGACUAGACAGCUGUGCAGGAAAGUUCUGAGUUGUCACCUGAAGUGGUUGACACAACUACACAGAGGUGUACAGCUAUGUGCUGUUCGCACAGUAAGCACAACCCACAGUACUGGGGUUCUGGGCUCGCUACAAGUUACUCAUGGGGACCAUGUUCAUAUCAGGGAUGUAGGACAUGUGGAACAGGUGCUUGGCAAGAUGGCGGCUGGAGGUAGGGAGAAACUGCAGGUGAUCAGUGACUUUGACCACACGCUGAGUCGCUCGACGCACAAUGGCGUCCGGUGUCCGAUGACCCAUGACCUGGUGAAAGAUUCCCGUUUCAUCUCGGAGUCCAACCAGCGUAGAAUCUGUGAGAUCUGGAGCUACUAUUACCCCAAGGAGAUCUCCACCACCCUGCCUCUUCACGAGAAAAUCCCGCUCAUGGUCGAGUUCUGGAACAAAAUCCACGACAUCUUCCUGGAGUCGGACCUCAGCCGACAAGCGAUCCGCACAAUCGUGCGGGAAAGCGAUACGCAGUUACGCGACUCCUGCAACACUUUCAUGAGCCUUCUGCAUAAAAACGACAUUCCGCUACUCGUGUUUUCCGCCGGAUUGGGGGACGUGAUCCACGAGAUGUUCGAAAAACACCACCUGGUGUUCCCCAACUGUCGCGUCGUGUCCAACUUCAUGACCUUCGACCCCGCAGGAAAGGUCGUCGGCUUCCGCGACCCGCUGAUCCACAUCUGCAACAAGAACAGGAGCGUUCUCCCGGACGACACCUACUCCUCAAAGGAGGAAGAACGGACAAACGUCAUCCUUCUAGGAGAUUCUCUGAAUGAUCUUCAGAUGGCGGACGGAGUCCCUGACCUGGACCAGAUUCUGACUAUUGGGUACCUGAGCAGACAUAUGGAGAGACUACAGGACUUUACUGAAGGUUUUGACAUCGUUUUGAUACAGGAUGAAACAUUGGAUGUUGCAAAUGCAAUUCUGGGAAAGAUUGUGGAUUCAGAUGGGUAGAAAACUACUAGUAUAUACUUGUUGUAGGAUACAGGAGUUUUCUUUUACACAACCAAGAUAGUUUACCUUGCUGACGUUUUGGUUCUAUCAGACACCUUCCUCAGAGCUUCUGACUGGAGUUCUAUAGCGGCGAGAAGUAGAACUCCAGUCAGAAGCUAUCUUGAUUGUGUAGAAGAAAACUCGUGGAUUGCACAUUCCACAUCAAGAGCUAAAGCUAGCUAUAUUGACAAAUGGGUGAGGCCAACUUUUGUGUUGGAAAUGUUCAACCCUGCCUUCAGAAUAAUUAACAGUAUGUAAGAACACAAUGUAUUGGAUUUGUACAUUGUGGAUUUGAACACUUACUCACAUGUAUUAUUGAACCAUUAAGGUACAUUUUAUUGUACAUUAUAAUUCAGCCAUGGUGCUUAUUUUAUUAAUUGCUGAAGAAUUUUGUAACUGGUACAGGCAGGUGGAACAUCAUGUUAAGUUUGAAGCUUAAGUCUAAUCAUCAUACUUCUCAUUAAGACCUGAAGUUUAAUCAUGUACUUCUCAU